Chlorella variabilis is the source of this 561-nucleotide messenger RNA. RefSeq lists its product as hypothetical. The transcript is spliced from 5 exons. Lineage: Eukaryota; Viridiplantae; Chlorophyta; Trebouxiophyceae; Chlorellales; Chlorellaceae. The record is from RefSeq and is a predicted model, not a curated record. The coding region runs from base 1 to 561 and encodes 186 amino acids.
AUGCGGGCUCUGGUCAUUGUCUUCGCCGUCGCUGUAGCGCUGGGAGGGGCUCACGCCUGGGACAUCAUCCAUCUCGACCCCCAAAUCUUUUGCACAGCCAAAAGCUCUGGCUGCAAGUGCUCCGUGUGCCAGCUGUGCGGCAAGUUCCCCAUCACCAACAAGCCCCGCUGCCUGAAGUGCGCGCCGGGCUGGCGCCUCAACAAAGCCGCCGGCGUGUGCGUCAAGUGCAAGCGCGCACACUGCGUCAAGUGCAACGCCGCCACGCUAGAGAAGUGCCUGCAGUGCAAGGAGGGCUACAAGCCCAACGCCAACGGCGUGUGCAAGCCGUACUGCGUAGAGGGCAAGGACGGCUGCGCCAAGUGCACGACGCAGGGGAACAAGAAGUGGUGCAGCCUGUGCCAGGAGCCCUCCUUCAUCCAGGGCCAGUGGACCAUCUGGUACCCCUCCCCCUACAACACCUGCCACAAGUGCGCCAUCCACGACCCCUCCUGCCACAUGUGCGACGUCACUUGCACCAAGUGCGUGCUCUGCGACGACCCCGGCAACAACGCCAUCUGCUGA